Messenger RNA from Octopus sinensis (East Asian common octopus), 1633 nucleotides. Its product is annotated as parkin coregulated gene protein homolog. Gene Ontology annotation, molecular function: Hsp90 protein binding; Hsp70 protein binding. Bases 195 to 914 code for a protein of 239 amino acids. The transcript is spliced from 5 exons. The record is from RefSeq and is a predicted model, not a curated record. NCBI's taxonomy places the organism in Eukaryota, Metazoa, Mollusca, Cephalopoda, Octopoda, Octopodidae.
UGAGAGAGAAGAGCGAGAGAAGGAGAGAAUAGAAAGAAUAAGAGAGAAAAAGAGAGUGUGUGUGCGUGUCUGCAUUCGAAUUUGAUCUGACGAUAAAUCGAGUACGUGGAUAUUUUCUCCUGACAUUCCACAGAAGACCAACAAAGUGGUGUUGCUUGGACCAAAGUACAUCGUGUCAACUGAAACAAAAACGGAUGACGAUGAAAAAAAAAGCAUUCGUAAGUGAAUCUGGUCUCUCAAAGAAAUUAUUAGUUGAAGGAGCAUUUACCAACCAAGCACUACAGAAUCGCUUCAAGGUUCAACCACCACCAGAUGCUGGAGCAUUCAAACCAAGAAUCCUAAAAACAACUGCCUUCCGUCGAUUUUAUGAGAGGGGAGACUUCCCUAUAGCUCUAGAAUUUGAUACGAAAGGAAACAAGAUUGCAUGGAAGAUUGAAAUUGAAAAAAUGGAUUAUCAUCACUUUUUACCACUGUUCUUUGAAGGAUUACGAGAAAACCAGCACCCAUAUGAAUUCUUUGCUCGCCAGGGUAUACAUGACAUGUUAGAACAUGGAGGAAAUAAAAUUUUGCCUUGCAUUCCUCAACUUAUUAUUCCAAUUAAAGAGGCUCUGAAUACAAGAAGUUUGCCUAUAGUAUGUACAACGUUGAAGGUCCUGCAGCAUUUGGUUGUAUCAGCUGAAUUAGUUGGUGAAGCGCUUGUACCGUAUUAUAGACAGAUUCUACCAAUAUUCAACAUCUUCAAAAACAAGAACUUAAACAUCGGUGAUGAAAUAGAUUACAGCCAACAGAAACGAAUGAAUGUUGGAGACUUGAUUCAGGAAACUUUAGAGCUCUUUGAACGCCAUGGUGGAGAAGACGCUUUCAUCAACAUCAAGUACAUGAUACCAACAUAUGAAUCCUGUCUUAUGAACUAAUUCUUGUUUCAGUCUUUAACCUUGGUGGAUGGAGAGUUUUCUCAAAUCAGGAUUCAUAACAUAAUUUGCUCAUUUGGAUGAUAUAAAAGAUGUCUAAUUUUCCUGAUAUAUAUAUAUAUUCAUAUAUAUUCUUUAUCUCUUCAUUACUCAAUGCUCUGUGGAAUCUUCUACUACUACCACUAUUCUACUAUUACAAUUGUUAUGAUUAAUGAUUAUAUUAUUUACAAGAUUAUUUUAACAAAAAUUAAAGAUUUUAAACCUAGUUUCUUUUUUUUUUAUUUCUUUCCUUUGUAUUUUUCAUCUGUUUUUCCUUCAUUUAUUUUUCCGAUUAACUUUGCUUCGAACAAUUACAUCACGGAAGAAAACCAUUUUAACCAACAAGCGCAUACACCUCCCAUACACGUGCACACAUACAUAUACAUGAUGAGCUUCUUUCAGUUUCCAUCUUCCAAAUCCACUUACAAGAGCAAUUAGAAAAUACCCAAAGUGCUACACAGUGGGACUGAACCUGAAACUAUUUGGCUGGGACACAAGCUUCUUAACCACACAACCAAGCCCUACACUUACAUACCUCAAAAACUAAAUAAAAAAAGUAAAAGAAUGUCUAAAGCAACACAAAAAUACCAAAACUCCUAAAAUCCAAAAUGUAUUCUCCAAGAAGAAGACAUGAGAAUUAUUAUGAAAAUAAUUUAUUAUAUCAAUGAAAAUAAAGAUAUAUA